UCAUGGCGGCUGAUUUGAGACCGAAUAUGAGCGGGAAUAAGUUAACGGCAUUUCUGCAACUGACAGAUUUAAAAUUGGUUUCUGCAUCGUCAGAAAAGCUAUAAUAACUGUAGAGAUAAAAAUGGAAGAUUCUGACAAUGAUACUACUGAUAAAGAUACAGAUGGAACAGACAAAUCUUUCUCAGACUCUCUAGAAGCCUUUCAAAUGAAUAAUGAAGACCUGAGUGCAGAAGUAAGGAGAAGAAGAAGAGCAGAUGAGCAGUCAAAUGGUGCAGACUCUGCAGAGGAACAGUCAGGUGAAGGGCUGCCAGAGACUGAUGAACUUGAAAGAAAAAUGGAGGAACUGGAAGCAAACGUGAGGAGACUACAGGAUGAGGAACAGCUUCUGAAGCGGAUGUUAUCCAGUGCAGUCACAAGGAGCCAGCUAGAGAAUAGAUUGAGUUUUUAUAAAUUCUCAGGUCUCUAUGUCUCAAAGUUCACUGACAGUAAAUUAUGUGUGGAUCUGACACCAACGCUGCAUGGUAAACGUUCUGGAUGUUUCAGUUACUAUGUACAGUUCCGAAUUUUAUCUGAUGAUU
Molecule: messenger RNA, 578 nt
Organism: Cryptotermes secundus
Lineage: Eukaryota; Metazoa; Arthropoda; Insecta; Blattodea; Kalotermitidae
Exons: 5
Source: RefSeq, a predicted model, not a curated record